Mytilus trossulus (common blue mussel) is the source of this 1701-nucleotide messenger RNA. RefSeq lists its product as uncharacterized. NCBI's taxonomy places the organism in Eukaryota, Metazoa, Mollusca, Bivalvia, Mytilida, Mytilidae. The coding region runs from base 1 to 1701 and encodes 566 amino acids. Gene Ontology annotation, molecular function: zinc ion binding. The transcript has a single exon. The record is from RefSeq and is a predicted model, not a curated record.
AUGGCGUCUUCAAAGUCCAUCCAAAAGGGACAAAUACCUAUUAAUUGUCAACUGUGUGAAACUGAAAAGGUAAUCAGAUGGAAAUGUAUAGAAUGUAAUCUUUUAAUGUGCAAUAACUGCCGUGAUAUAAUACAUCCGAAGUUCAAAAAUGCAAAUGGUCAUAAGAUCGUAGACAUUCAAGAUGUUGGACUUCAAAAUGCAGAGAUGGAGUUUACUAACAUUAAAUGUAGUGACCAUGCCGAACAAUUUUCCUGUCUUUUCUGCAAGAAGUGUGACAGUCUUGUUUGCCCAACGUGUGUGUCAAAGGUUCAUAAGAAACAUGCAAACGAUUUGAUUGAAAUUAGUGAAGCAUAUGAAAUGAAAAUAGACAUAUUAAAGAAAGGACAAAAUCAAUUAGAAAAUGGCAAAGCAAGCAUAACUACCGAAAAGGAUCAGUUGAGCCGACUUAAAACAACAGAAAACUCAAAGCACGUGAAAGUUAGGCAAGAUAUUUUUUCUCACCAGAAAACUUUGAAAACAAUAAUUGACAAUCACUUUGAACAGUUAGAAAGGGAAUUAGACAGGACUAGUAAAAGUGUUCUGCAACACAUUGAACACCACCUUUCCUUAAUAGUUGGGUCCAUUGAAGAGGUUGAAAACAAAAACGGUGAGCUCAAAAAUUAUAUAUGCAUUACUGAUGCUUCUGAAUUUUUCAAGAAUAUCAGAAAGUUGGAAGAAAAGUCCUUUGCUGUUCCUACAAUACAAACCACAAACACUUACGAUUCUAUUCCUAAAUUCAUAGCAGGGGAGAUCAUGCAGUCUAAUGUUGGAGUAUUACAAAGUGAUGUCAAACCAUCAACGGAGCGACGUGUUAAUACGGUUAUUAAUAAAACCUUUCAAACUGAUCUAUCAGUAGUAACAUAUCUAUGUCCUGGUUCAAAUAAGGAUAUGGCAAUGUGGAUAGCUUGUGAUAUCGACAACAAAGUGAAUAGAGUUAAACUUGAUGGAAAUAAAUUGAAAUUAUUAUCAUGUGUAAAGACAGAAGUGUAUGGCAUGGCAAUACUUCAAUCAGAUGAUGUCCUUUUGUCAACUGGUGGAUCCAAACUACAGCAACUGAAUAUGUCCACUGGUAAACUUACUGAAACUGUUUAUGAUGUAAACCCUUUUCUUUCUACUGCCAUUCACAUUACAAGUGGAAAUAAAGUAGUUGUGGGAGGUUAUAGUGAGAAACUAAGAAGAAGAGCUGUGUUUGUGAUGAAUGCAAAUGGAAAACACGAGACUGUGUACGAACAUGACCAACUAAAUCAACCUGUAUUUAAUUACCCAAAGGUUAUAACAAGUACAAGAAAUGGUAAUAUACAUGUGGCAGAUUGCCAUCCUAGUAGUGAUAGUGGCAGAGUGGUGGUGCUAGGACAGGGAGGGGAUAUAAUCAAUACAUAUACAGGACAUGCCCAUAUAAACAAGGAAAUACAAUUCAGACCAGUCAGUAUAGUGACAACACCAAAAGACGAUGUCAUAGUACCUGACAAGGAUACACAUUCAUUACAUAUUCUUGACCAUAAUGGUCAUCUAAUGGCUUAUCACAGUGAUAACAAUGUAAUACUUUAUCCCUGUACUCUUGCCUUCACACCAACAGGACAUCUAUAUAUAGGAUGUGGCAGAACUAAAGGCAGUACAACAAAGGAAGCAAAGAUACAUGAAGUGACCAUAACAGAGUGUUGA